GCGGCUCCUGCGUCUGCGCGCGGGGACCGGAAGUCGGCGAGGCUGGGGAAGGCCACGUCGCCGUACGUCACUUGAGCAAGAUGGACGCCGGGGAAGUGAGAGCUGCCCGCCGAGGGUCCCCGCCGGCCCCUCAGGACGCCCCGCUCCCGGCCCCCGACGAAACCCAGGCCCAGCUCUUGGUCUCCGCGGCAGUGGCCUCCGCGCUCGUCAUCGCGCUCCUGAUUAUUUGGAAACUUGUCCAGUCCAGAAAGAGCAGUCGGAGAGCAGUGCUUCUCGUGGGUCUCUCUGACUCUGGAAAAACUCUUCUGUUUGUAAGGCUGUUAACAGGAAGUUUUCAAAAUACCCAGACUUCAAUUACUGCUAACUCUGCUCUGCACAGAGUAAAAAAUGAUAAGAAUGUGGACGUGACCUUGAUUGACCUUCCAGGCCAUGAGAGCUUGCGGCUUCAGUUCCUGGAUAGGUUCAAGGCUGCAGCCAGGGCAGUUGUGUUCAUUGUUGAUAGUGUAGCCUUCCAACGAGAGAUGAAAGAUGUGGCAGAAUUCCUGUACCAGCUCCUGAUUGACAACACCCUGCUGAAAAAUGCACCUCCCCUGCUAAUAGCCUGCAAUAAACAAGAUGUUACAAUGGCAAAAUCUUCCAAACUCAUACAGCAGCAGCUUGAAAGAGAACUAAAUACCUUGCGAGUGACUCUCUCAGCUGCCCCAAGCAUACUGGAUGGUGCAAGCUCUGGAUCUGCAUCUCAGCUUGGGAAGAAAGGCAAAGAGUUUGACUUCUCCCAGUUGCCCAUGAAGGUGGAAUUUGUUGAAUGCAGUGCCAGAGGAAGCAAGGGGGAAGAAGGGGAUGCUGACAUUGAAGAGUUGGAGAAGUGGCUGGCAAAAAUUGCCUGAGGACUGGGAGAAAACCAAAGCACCUGCCAGGAAAACGGAAUUGGAAUAGUAUACAAGAUCUUAUGGGAAAGACUUGGAAUUUCCAAGAGGAGUGUGGAUAGGGUGAGAGAGCAGUGGCAAAACCAUUCUUCUCUGGGAUGUUUCGACUUGGCCCAUUAUGCUCCCUUUAUUGCAACAGUAAUGCUCUGUUGAGGAAUCCUUGGUCUCCCAAGUACUUCUCAGCCAAGUGUAGGUCAUUUAUGUGCUUCCUAUGUUCACUUGCCUCUGGUUUUCUUACUACAUCUUAUCAAGAGAUGCUUUCAGAGAGAUAUUCUGCAUUGGAUGAAAUUUUAGAGAAAGAGAGAGAGGAGAUCUUCCUCAUUAUUUUUCCAUCACACCUUAUUUCCUUUUCAUUUUCUGGGAAGCAGUACAGUACUCCACAACAAAUGAAAUGUUUUCUACCUAUAACAGUGAACCUUUGAAAGCAAUGUACUGCUAGAUAUUGCAGUGCCUCAGCAUAGGUUGACACUGUAUACAAUAUUCUGCUGCUUGGCUUGUAGCUAUUUGGUAUUUCUGUUGCAAAUCUUCCAAAGUAUCUUCUGUAGAGUCAGGAAGCCCUUCUAGCUGAGGCAAGUGGUUUCCAGACAGUGAGAAUGAAAAUGAUGUGCUAUACUCUACAAUGCGUGAAUGGUGCUACAGUAUUUGGAAUGUGCUUAUGACACUUGUGACUGGAGCCCCUUCCAUUCUUCAGCUUGUUCCUUCAGCACUUGCUAAAAUAACCCCAUUCUGGUCAUGUUACAUCUGAAUGUCCCUUUGGUGCCCUAAGACGUGUCAUUCCUGCAGUAGUUGGAAAGUGUUUGUUAGGCAAAUUUGAUUUUUUCAGAACUGCAUUUUUAUCUAUGCUUGACUUUUUCUAACUUUCCUAGACUGUUUUUUUCCCCUGUCAUCACCUUUAAUAAUACUUAGAGUGUGCUUUCCUGUUGUUUCUACAGCAGAACAAGGUUGCUUAGAAUUUCUUGAGCUUUCUCAUGAAAUAUAAAAGAUUUUUUAUGGAUUACAAUUCUUGACAGUGAGCAAGAAAAAUGUGUAUGCAUAUAUAUACACACACACAACUAUGUAGUUGAAUCUUAUUAUUCCCAACUAUAGUAGAUCUAUUGAAUCAAAUGGAUAUUGCAGCACUGAUUCAUUGUCAACUGUAGUUUCAGUGGCUCAUUUCUGUUGGGAGGCUACCAGUUGGAUUGAUGCUUAAGACUCACCCAUGCCUUUAAAAACUCAUACCCUUUUUAACAUGUGUCUACAAGCACAUGUCUAUUACAGCUGUAAAUUUGCUGUGAAAAACUUUUCCAUGUUGUAGGAGGCAGCCUUAGCCUCAACCCACUUGAGGAUAUACCCAUUGAAUUAGUAUGAUUUACAUAUGUGUUGGCAUUAUCUUUUGGCAUACCAUUUAUCAACAAUGCUCAGUUUGCUCCACUUGUACAUUCAGUUUACUCUAAUUGGGAAUAACUGUUAGAUAGAAGCCAUGCGUAUGCUUCCUGCUAAUGGCUCUGUCAGCCUUCAUCAUUUGCUCCAGUUUGUGGAUUGAUUGAUAAUUGAUUUUACAUUUCUGAGCAACUGAGUUGGGGCAUUUGAGCGUAAAACAACUUCUGAGCUCAGGAACAGCACUGAUAUUGAGUUCAUCUUGUGAGCCUUUUGCAAGGUUCACACAACAGGAGUAAAAAUUCCAGUCCUCAUGUAUAUUACUUGCCAUUGAGUCUAUGACUCCAGAUAUAAGAAGCUGUCUUAUAUAUGCUGCAUUCUCAAGUUGCAAAGUGGUAUUGAGUCCAGGUCUUUUAAAUUGUUCAGUUUUGUAAAUAAAAAAUGUUUGAUUAAACUUU
Molecule: messenger RNA, 2740 nt
Organism: Anolis carolinensis (green anole)
Lineage: Eukaryota; Metazoa; Chordata; Lepidosauria; Squamata; Anolidae
Gene: srprb
Product: SRP receptor subunit beta
Exons: 7
Coding region: 81-887 (268 amino acids)
Biological process (GO): vesicle-mediated transport; intracellular protein transport
Cellular component (GO): cytoplasm; Golgi apparatus
Molecular function (GO): GTP binding
Source: RefSeq, a predicted model, not a curated record